Messenger RNA from Plectropomus leopardus (leopard coralgrouper), 4309 nucleotides. It is a transcript of the gene zcchc7, whose product is annotated as zinc finger, CCHC domain containing 7. Gene Ontology annotation, molecular function: zinc ion binding; RNA binding. The record is from RefSeq and is a predicted model, not a curated record. Gene Ontology annotation, cellular component: TRAMP complex. Gene Ontology annotation, biological process: TRAMP-dependent tRNA surveillance pathway; nuclear polyadenylation-dependent CUT catabolic process; nuclear polyadenylation-dependent snoRNA catabolic process. NCBI's taxonomy places the organism in Eukaryota, Metazoa, Chordata, Actinopteri, Perciformes, Serranidae.
UCUGGCUGGAGGCAGGAGAGCAGCUCCGACUCUGUAACCUCUGGACUUUGUUGGAUAAAGUCCACUCCAGCUGCCGAGCUCUCCAUCUCUCCGAAUGUGAGUGUGUAUUCAUGUGUGUUCAUGUGCGACUGGAAUAAGUGUGUUUUGGGGUGAUGUACUGUGCGUACCAGGAACGGGAGGAGUUGGAGGAUGAUCUCUAUCAAGAGGAUGAAGAGGACUCUGAGGGGUCAGAGGUCAACAGCGAGUUGGAGUUCCGCCUCUACAGCCAGCUCCACUACUCCUCUAAUGCCGAGGCCAUAGAGGAGCAGGAAGAAAGAGGAGAGAAGGCCGAGGGCCCGGACAGCCGGCAGCAGGAGGUGCCUGAGAACACUGCAGAUGUUAACGAAGAACAGGAACAAACUGGAGAAAGUAGACCUCCGUCACCUGAUUUGAGCAAGGUACUGCAGCAGCCAAAGAAGAAGAAGAAGAAGGAGGAGGAGAAACUUGCUAAACAGAAGAAGGUUAAAAAAAAUCCCAAAGCUCAGAGGUCGUCCGCAUCAGUUUUUGAGGAGGUCAUUGUGAUUGACUCCAGCCCGGAUGUCAUCUCCAUCUCUGAGGAUGACUCUCCCGAUGAUGAAGAAGGGGUCUGUGCCUUAAAGGCUGGAGGCUUACAGCGACUGCAGACUUCCACCCCGGCCCAACAGGGAACCAAGAAAAAGAGUCUCAGCGAGCCAGUGACUGUGGACUCCAGCAGCUCAGAGUCUGACUCAGAAGAAUCAAAGUCAGAGUCUGACUCGUCUGAUUCUUCUGACUCGGAUGGUCUAGAGAACUGGAUGAUCCUGGGUCGAGAGAAGCAGGACGGAGACCAGAGCAUCUCGCUCAACCUGGAGGGAGGGUCUGACAGCAACACAGAUGAAGAAGAAGAAGAGAGCAGCUGGUUGGUUUCAUCCAAGGACAAGGAGGCUCGGAUCUAUAACAAAGACAAGGGUGCCAGGCUAACGGUGCAGCGGUUGUCAAACAGAUACUACACUAACAAGAACGUGGAGUGUAGAAACUGCAACAAGACCGGACAUCUCUCCAAGAACUGCCCUGAGCCCAAAAAGUGUUCGCCCUGCUUCCUUUGUGGCAACCCAGGCCACCUGUCCAGUGAAUGUCCCAACAGGCAUUGCAACAACUGUGGCCUGCCCGGGCACCUCUAUGAUUCCUGCAGCGAGAGAGCGUACUGGCACAAACAAUGCCAUCGUUGCGGCAUGACGGGGCACUUUUUUGAUGCUUGUCCAGAGAUCUGGAGACAGUAUCACAUCACGGCUAAGACGGGUCCACCUGUGAAGCAGCGGGGAGAAGACCGAGGUCGGAGCCCUGCCUACUGCUACAACUGUGCUAGGAGAGAACACUUUGGCCACGCAUGUAAAUGGAAGAGGAUGUUUAACGGGACGUAUCCCAGCACCCCGUUCAUCAACCACUAUGACACCACCGAUGACAUCAAACGCAGAGAAUACAGGACACGGCUGAAGGUUGAAGAACUUAGGAGAAAAGGCCUUUUUACUACCAGCCCUCAGACCCCUCUGACUCCAGGACCUCCAAGGAAGAAACAGAAAAUCAGCCAUCACAAAAAGAACCACCAGACCAACCAUACAUCUUACCAAAGUCCUAACGACCACAAACCCAAAUCCAGCCACAUAUUUUUUAAUGACAGCCAUGGCUUUGUAGCACCCAAAAUUGAUAAACACAAUACGCACAAACAAGAAGGCACUGGCAAUGUGAAACUAUGGAAACCCAAAAGGCCAGUGCCCACCUCGAAAGACCCUCUCCCAAAAACUAAACUAAUUAUCGAUGAAGAUGGUGACUUUCCUAGAGGUGGAGGCAAAGGAGGGAACAUGGAGAAGAAGAAGAAGAAGAAGAAGAGCAUAAGGAAGAAAAAGAAUAAAAUUCAAUUAGGGCAACCAGACGGAUCCAAGGAAAUCAGACCGGACCAUCUCCAAUGGACUGCAACUGGAGUGAUGCAGGCGUCAACGACAAAGACAGAGAAAGGAAAGAGGAACUGGAGAAGUCGAGCCCAGAGGAACGCUGACAAAAAGCUUCCGGCACAGAUGUACGCAACAGAUGAGAACCUGUUUAUCAUCAAACAGAGGAAACGCAAAAGAUAGCAUCAGUUUGUAUCAGAUGUGGGUGGCAGGGUCCGCCACGGCUGCGAUCUUCAUGACCAGUACAUGCUGUAGUACAUUUUCAUGACUUUUAGGGAUGAAUCAGACAUUUUGUUGACUCUGUGUAAGUUGCCAGUGCUGCUUUAUGGGGAUCAUAGGCCUUUUAUACGGAAGACAUUUUGACGUGUCACAGCAGGAGAAGCACAGGUGUAAAGAAUAUAAAUGAUGGAUUAAUUUAUCUGCUUUAGUUUCAGGGUCCUGGUAAUGUGCAUGCUGACCCACUGUCACACUGCCAGGCCUUACUGGGACACUUAAGCUGCUGUUAAAGGAUUCACAUUUUUUAUGCCACUACACCUGCUGCAGGCUGAGGCAAUGAGGCUAGAGGCAUUAUGUUUUUAGGCUGUUCAUCCAUCCCAUUCUUGUUAAUGCAGUACCUCUAAAAAUCCCUUGAGGGAAUUUCCUCAAAUUUGGCACAAACAUCCACUUUAAUUGGACUCAGCGAUAAACUGAUUAGUAUUUGGUGGUCAAAGGUCAAGGUCACUGUGACAUUGUUCAUCCCAAUGUAAUGAAUGCGAUACUCAAGAACAUAAUUAGAAAAUUUCUUCAAAUUUGGCACUAAUGUCUCCGAGACUCAGGUAUAAACUGAGAAGAAUUUUGUGGUCACAGUUAAGAUCACUGUGACCUUGUGUGUCUUAUUCUGAUGAAAACAGCAUUUGAAGAAGGCUUUAGUUGAAUUUCCUCAAGUUUGGCACAAACGUCCACUUGGACUCAGGAAUGAACUGUUUUGGACUUGCUGGUCAAAGGUCACCAUGGGAGUACCGAGGCAGUGUCCAUGUAAACAUUUGAACAGGUUUUUCUAUGUAAUAAAUCCUCCUGUUCAUACAUUAAUUUUUUCAUCUGAAACUACGGUUGAGCUUCAGCUGUCUGAGUUAGACAAAUCAACUGGAUAUCUUUGAAAGAUACUCUGAAUUUAGUACAUACUUUUUCUCAUAAUUUCCAUACUGUAGCUAAAUAGGAAAACACCAGCCAGGGAAACAAAAGGAGGGAAUUUUGUGCUAAUAAAACAGUAGCUUUGAAUUCUAUCCACUUAAUUUUGGAUAAAGUUCUGGAUACAUUUUUAUUUUAGUUUAGUUUAUUUUUAUUUUUAUUAUUAUUAUUACUUUUUUUUUUUUUAAGAAAAUUAAGGAUUAUGUCCCCCAUCACCUGCAUUGGAAUGCAUACGGAAAUAAUCUUUUAAUUUCCAGUAUGAACAGGAUGGAUGAUUAUAACCAGUAGAACCUACUUGAAUGUUUAUAUCGGCACCUGAUUAUUGUUUCAAGACAAACAUGAAUGCUGCAAGGUUAUCCUCUAAUUAAUAUAGUUCCACCAACUGUGUUUUUCCUGUUAUGACAUGUAAAAAUGUCCGCUGUGAAAAUUAUACCCAUAUUCAAACAUCGGCAUAAUUUUCACAUCCGAGUCACUGCUAAUAUAUUUGGACAGUUAAGAACCCAGUUUAGGGUUCAUACAGUCAGUUCAGUAGUUAUUAAAGACAAAAAAGUAAAUACAUUUAAAUGAAAAAAAGACUUUCUUUGAAGUACACUAAGAUCAUUUCACAGUGCCUCUGAUCUGAACACACAGCCUUAAAGUCGCUGCAGGUUGCAGUUGGACCCAGAGGGAGAAUUUUUUAAAGAUAAUCUUGAAUAUAGUCGUUUUUCAUUUAGUACUGCAACAAACAUGCAUUUGUAAAUCAUCUAAAUAUAUGAGCAUACUGUGAAUACCUCAAUCAUGUCUGCAGAAAGUCGCCUCACCAUAUUUUUGGAUAAAAUACAUCACUGGCAUGCAGCCCUGACAGUAUUCAUUUUUAAUCAUCCACUAUUUCAAAUUCAGUGGUGCAUUUUUAAGGUUAUGACAUUGUGAAACCUUGGUAAAAUCACAUGAAGGAGUAUGAGACGGUUCCUUGAUGAUAUGAAUACUUUCUACCUGAAGUCACUUGGAUGAACACAACUUGAAUCUGCUUUGUCUGACUUAUUAAUUCUUAGUUUAAAGAAACCAGUUGCACCAGUUGUUUGCUUCUACUAAGAGCUGUUCACACUGGUUAAUUUACUCAGUAACUCAUCCAUAAUAACUCACAUUGCAUUUCUGUAACUCACAUUGCAUUUCUGUUGUCAUUUAUGUAGAAAAUACAUUAAAAUCUUUUGGUUUCUGUC